CAAUCACGUGACCCUAGUCACAUGACGGUAAGUCUGAUACUACGCCCCCGGUUCAACCAACGGAGCGAGGCUAGCUGUUAGCUUCAACUGUCAAGACACCGACAUGAGUUUCCUGGGAGGUUUGUUUGGGCCUGUGUGUGAGAUUGAUGUGGUGCUGAAUGAUGCAGAGAACAGAAAAACGGCCGAGUUGAAGACAGAAGAUGGAAAAGUGGAGAAACACUACCUUUUCUACGAUGGAGAGUCUGUGUCUGGCAAGGUGAACUUAAAUGUGAAGCAGGGAGGAAAGCGACUGGAGCAUCAGGGUAUUCGCAUAGAGUUUGUUGGACAGAUAGAGCUGUUCUCAGAUAAAAGCAAUACCCAUGAGUUUGUGGACUUGGUGAAAGAACUGGCUUUACCUGGAGAACUCACCCAGAACAGAAGCUACGACUUUGAGUUCAUGCAGGUGGAGAAGCCCUACGAGUCCUACACCGGAGCUAAUGUCAGGCUAAGAUAUUUUCUCAGGGUGACGAUAGUUCGUCGUUUGUCUGACUUAGUGAAGGAAUAUGAGUUGAUUGUUCACCAGUUAGCCACCUACCCAGAUGUCAACAACUCCAUCAAGAUGGAGGUUGGCAUAGAAGACUGUCUUCACAUCGAGUUUGAAUAUAAUAAGUCCAAAUACCACCUGAAGGAUGUGAUCGUUGGCAAGAUUUACUUUUUGUUGGUGAGGAUCAAGAUCCAACACAUGGAGCUCCAGCUCAUCAAGAAGGAAAUAACUGGCAUUGGUCCCAGCACAACCACAGAGACAGAGACGGUUGCAAAAUACGAGAUCAUGGAUGGCGCUCCAGUAAAAGGAGAAUCGAUUCCGAUCAGACUCUUUCUGGCAGGAUACGACCUGACACCCACCAUGAGGGAUGUCAACAAGAAGUUCUCAGUGCGUUACUUCCUCAAUCUGGUGCUGGUGGAUGAGGAGGACCGAAGAUACUUUAAACAGCAAGAGAUUGUGUUGUGGAGAAAAGCUCCAGAGAAGCUGCGGAAAAGAAACUUCCACCAGCGCUACGAGUCUCCUGAGCCCCGGAACCAACCAGCCAACGCGGAGCAGCCAGAGAUGUGAUGUGGCCACAAUAUGAACUGAAAACCUACUCAGACACGUCAUCACAGCUCGUCACUGCAGAGCAGCCAGAGGUGUGAGGGCUGCCCCACUCUUUCCAUGGACUGAGAAAUGUCUCUAAACACGAAUGCACAUAACUUUCUCAACAUCUUCAAACCACCUGCCCCCGUACCCCACCACCACUUUACAGCUUCAAAUGCGAGCUGCCACCGUCACUCUCUCCCUCUGGACUGAAACACAUUUGCAUACAGAUGCACAUGAUGAAAGUCUACUGAAUGCUAAAUGUCAAAGCUAAAGUGCAAAACAAUCCAAGUAAUCAACUGUGAGACAGCAUUUUUGAUUCUGGCUCCUUGAACUGAAAACCCACUCAAGCACACAUCAGUGAAGCCACACGGUCUCCGUUUGCUGAACGCAAGCUAAACAAGAGCAAAGGUAGAACUAAAAGAUGGCUUCCCAUUGGUCCUGGACUUUCACCCCCAUGGUCACUCCCACAUUACCUAUUACGAGAUGCUGUCUAGAAUUUGGAUGAACUACUAGUUAUCUGAGAUGUUUCAAGAUGUGAUGAAUUUGCCUGACUCAAGGAUGUGAGAGGCUAAGCUGUGAGGUGAGACACAUGCUGUAUCUAUUCACAGUUUCUGACUGUGAGCUGCCAUUCACUGAGCUGGAAACUUUCAAAAUUUCACAUUUAAUCUAUUUAUUUACUUUAAAGAUUCUACAACGGUUCAGACUUCUACUUCCAAACAAAGUUAUGCUUUAAUUUGGACUUAAUAAUUAUUAAUGCUAUAUUUCAUAUUUGAAACAAAGACAUGUCCACUUUUUGAGUUUCUACUUGCAGCACAUAGCAUCUUUUAUUAAAGAAAGAUGAUUCAAGAUGCAUUUCUGCAUCAUUUGCCAAAAUGGCAUUAAAGUUAUUAACUAUAAGUGCAGCUGAUUUUCAAUUCACUGGGUCAAUAGAGGGGCAAGAUAAAAUAAAAUUUGUCCACAACAGUUUUCCUCUUCUGAUUUUUGAAAUUGGAGUAUUUCAGAUUUACAGCUACAAUGAAGAGAACGACAAAGAAAGCUUUAAGUGGAAAAACAAUUAUUUAUUCUUAAAAAAUGACUGAAAUGAAUUAUUAAUCAUGAAAUAAUCUGCAGGCUGGUUUUCUUAGACGUUGUGUUUCCCGACACAAACCUAGAUUCAAUAUGACAUCUCAAUGUCUUGUAAAGAUAGAUAUCGGACAUAGAUUUCACUGAAGAUGUCCGUCAGGUCCGCACAGAAAUUUCAUCUUAGUUUUGAUCUAAAUAUUUCUGUUUGACUCCGGACACAAAACUUUGUGUUUGACACUUUUCAUUUCUGUUUGUUUUUGAAUGAUCUUCUGCAUCUGCAACUGAAAGAGGCCAUUUUUUUUAAAGAAGCGUUUCAAUCAGUCAUGUUUGUAGAUUAUAUUAUGAGUUUAAAUUACAGUGCUUUAGUUGCUUCGUCACUCUGACCUGAAAAUUAUGCUAUUAUUACAAUACAGUUAUUCUUUAAAAUCAGACUGUAAAUUUACUGAUUUUGUUAGGCUUUUUGUUUCCUUAUUGUUUAGAGUGUUUUGAGUCUGAUAUUUUGAUAUAUUCAGAAUAAUAAUGUAAUAAAUUAUAUAUAGCUUCUGUUGUAAGCUCUGGAAAGAAAGCACUUUCCACAUACUGUAAAAUCCAUCAAUGUUCCACUGUGAUGCUCAGACCUGUGGUUUUGGUGCUGCUUUAAAAGGACACUGUUACCAGUUCCAUGUGAUACUUGCCUUCAUCUCUGACUUACGAACCAUUUGUUCUUCAAUGCUUCUCUUUGUAUUGAGGAGGCUUGAAUGCUGAAACUAAACAUCACUCAAGGAUAACUUCACCUCAGAGUUUCUGAGUCAGUCAUGAAUAAUAACUGUCUUUUAUCACUACAUACUUUAAUUCAGCUUCAUAUUUGUUGCUUUUUUCUGUGUUUUAUGUCGAUGAUGGCGCUGUGUUGCGUUGUGUUUCAUUAUUUAAACACACAAAUCCACACUUGAGGUUUUUUUUAAUCUUUCACACAAGGUUGGUCUUGUUAUCUGGAUUUCUUUUGUUUUGAAUCCGUGUAAUUUAUUUCAAAGCACGUUCUGUUUUUUCUUUGCUUUGGGGGAAAACCAAAAACAAAGCAUUCUGUCUUCCUAAAUACAGUUUGGGUUUACUUUAAAAUCUGUCAGAAGUUGUAAAGAAACACUUUAAAGCCAAUUUGCUCUGUCUUUGUCUUAUCUACUGCAUGUUUUUUUUUUCAUUCAUAGCAUUGUGUGUUUGAGGUGUGUGUGAUAUGUGUGUAUACACCAAAUCCAAAAUAUUUAGCUGAAACAAAUUAUGAAUAAAGCAGAUUUAUACUGAA
Austrofundulus limnaeus is the source of this 3449-nucleotide messenger RNA. RefSeq names its product VPS26, retromer complex component A (gene vps26a). NCBI's taxonomy places the organism in Eukaryota, Metazoa, Chordata, Actinopteri, Cyprinodontiformes, Rivulidae. The coding region runs from base 104 to 1090 and encodes 328 amino acids. The transcript has 9 exons. Gene Ontology annotation, biological process: intracellular protein transport. The record is from RefSeq and is a predicted model, not a curated record.